Mucor mucedo is the source of this 2192-nucleotide messenger RNA. RefSeq names its product mitochondrial carrier domain-containing protein. The transcript is spliced from 2 exons. Bases 112 to 2109 code for a protein of 665 amino acids. Gene Ontology annotation, biological process: malate-aspartate shuttle; aspartate transmembrane transport; L-glutamate transmembrane transport. NCBI's taxonomy places the organism in Eukaryota, Fungi, Mucoromycota, Mucoromycetes, Mucorales, Mucoraceae. The record is from RefSeq and is a predicted model, not a curated record. Gene Ontology annotation, molecular function: L-aspartate transmembrane transporter activity; L-glutamate transmembrane transporter activity; calcium ion binding.
AAUUUUUUUCAAUGUUCUGGGUACCUUUUUUUUUUCGUUGCCUUUUCUCUCUUUUUCCCCUUCUUUUUCUUUUUUUUUUCUCUCUCCCUAACUACCAAAAAAAAAAAAAGAAUGAGCGUGGAUAAUAGCAUUCAUAGUCGUUUGGAGCAAUACCGUCGUACGUUUCAACAACAUGCUUCUGCUGAAAAAGGUGAGGAAAAGUUCAUGACAAAGGAUGACUUUUUAUCUGCUAUUGCACCGGGCGAAGACUUUCAAAAGAUCCAAAGGGAACAAUAUGAAUUGCUCUAUAAAUUAGCUGACCGUAACAGUACUGGAUCCAUCUCAUUUGACGACUUUGUUAUAUUCCAAGAUUUAUUAUCCAAGCCUGAUGCGGAGUAUGAAGUGGCUUUCCGUGUGUUUGACGUGAAUGGUACAGGUAAAGUCACAUUUGAUGGGUUUAAGAGUGUACUUUCCAGCAAUAUGCCUGGAGAUGCUGUACCCUUUGAUUUUGAUUGUGAUUGGCUCAAGUUGUACAUUGGUUCAAAGGAAGGAAAUCACGAAUUAUCUUAUCCCGAGUUUAGUCAAUUGAUCAAGGGUUUACAAGGUGAACGUCUUCGUCAAGAGUUUAAACAUUACGACAAGGAACAAUCAGGUUAUAUUCAACCCGAAGAUUUUAAAAAGAUUAUCUUGGAUGUAGCCAAACACAAAUUAUCUGAUGACGUGAUUGAUCAUUUACCUACACUUUGUAACCUCUACAGUGGAAACAAGAUUAGUUUCUCUUCUGUCGUUGCAUUUCAUAAUGUCAUUCGUAACAUUGAUAUGGUAGAAUCUGUUAUACGUAAAGCUAUAGAAAACAACCAAGAUAAAAAGAUUACCAAGUCAGAUUUCUUGAAACACGCACAUGAAGCCAGUCGUUACACUGCUUUUACACCCAUGGAAGUAGAUGUUAUCUUUCAUUUUGCUGGUGUAGAUGAUGAUUCUGGUGUACUUGGCUUUGAUGAUUUCGCACGUAUCUUGGAUCCUCGUUGGACUACCUCUGUUAAAACUGUAGAUCCUCCCCUUCCACUCACCGAAAAGAAGAAGGGUGGUUUCCUUUAUCAACUUGCUGAAGGUGCUUAUUCAUUCACCCUUGGCUCCAUUGCAGGUGCUGUUGGUGCCACCGCUGUAUACCCCAUUGAUUUAGUGAAAACACGUAUGCAAAAUCAACGUUCCAAAGUAGUUGGUGAACUCUUGUAUAAGAAUAGUUUGGACUGCUUCAAAAAGGUCUUGAAAAAUGAAGGUUUUGCCGGUUUAUACAGAGGUCUAGGUCCUCAACUUGUCGGUGUUGCACCGGAAAAGGCAAUCAAAUUAACCGUCAAUGACUUUGUACGUAAUAAAUUCAGUUCUGGACAAAACGGGGAAAUCAAGUUCUGGCAAGAGAUGGUAGGUGGUGGUGCUGCUGGUGCCUCUCAAGUCGUCUUUACCAAUCCUUUGGAAAUCGUUAAAAUUCGUCUUCAAAUUCAAGGUGAACAAGCCAAGAAUUUAACCGCCGAUGCUGCACCGCGUCGAUCCGCCAUCUGGAUUGUUAAGCAUUUGGGUAUCGUAGGUCUUUACAAGGGAGUCGCUGCCUGUCUCUUGCGUGAUGUUCCUUUCUCUGCCAUUUAUUUCCCCGCUUAUGCACAUUUAAAGAAGGAUCUCUUCAAGGAAGGUCCCGAACACAAAUUAGCCAUCUCUGAACUACUCAUGGCAGGUGCUAUUGCUGGUAUGCCUGCUGCUUAUUUCACUACCCCUGCUGAUGUCAUCAAGACACGUUUGCAAGUAGAGGCUCGUAAGGGUCAAACCACAUACAAUGGUAUUGCCGAUGCUGCUAAAAAGAUUUUUGCUGAAGAAGGUUUUAAGGCCUUCUUCAAGGGAGGUCCUGCUCGUAUUCUCCGUUCUUCACCUCAAUUUGGUGUGACCUUGACUGUAUAUGAACUCUUACAUCAAUUAGUGCCUCUUCCAGGUCAUGGCCCUGCUCCCACAACCACAGCUGCCGUAGCAAGUCAACCCACACAACAAACCAUCGAGAACAGAGCUAUCCUUCGUUCAACCAACGCAUUGAAAAUGUUGUUGGAUCUUGAUUAUAGAUUUGGUGUUUGUCCCAAAAAAUAACUAUUUAGAUAAAUGUACCCCUUUUUUUUUUUUUUUUUUUUUUUACAGACUUAUAAAUAUAUGUAUACAUGUGUAAUACUCCC